AUAUACACCUUUCAUCGUGACCUUCACCAUGUCCGUCGCUCAUGGUAUCAAACUCCUAGGUGUGCUCGGCGCAGGCCAAAUGGGCACGGGCAUUGCCUUUGUCUCUGCUCUUCGUGCCAAAGUUCCUGUACUUAUACACGACCGCUCGCAAGAGCAAAUAACCAAAGGUCUGGCACUCAUGGAUAAGCUCCUUGCGAAGGACGUUUCCAAGGGUAAACUCCAGGCAGCUGAAGCUCAGGAGGCACGCGAUCGCGUACGAAUUGUCGAUAGUUUGGAUGCCAUGCGUGACGUGGAUAUGAUAAUCGAGGCUGUUACAGAGAAUAUGGAUCUCAAGCGGACAUUGUUCAAAAGCUUUGCGGAGACACUAAGGCCGGAUGCCAUUUUGGCUACGAACACUUCGUCUAUCAGUAUCACAAAAAUCGCUGCCGCAGUCAUUCCAUCUGGAAAAACUGCCGCAUCUAAGGAAGGAAAAGAAGCUGCUGGAAGGGUCGUUGGUCUCCAUUUCUUCAAUCCUGUCCCUGUUAUGAAACUCGUUGAACUCAUAUCCGCAAUACAAACGACCCCUGAUACUUUGGACCGUGCACGAGCAUUCGCAGAAGCAUGCGGAAAGGAGGUUACAACGUCUCAGGACGUCCCAGGUUUCGUGUCGAAUGCGCUGUUGAUGCCAUUCAUUAACGAGGCGAUCAUGUGUUUAGAGAAGGGCACAGCUACUCGUGACGACAUUGAUAAGACAUUCCGUCUAGGAAUGAACCAUCCUAUGGGGCCACUCCAGCUAGCUGAUUUUAUUGGUUUGGAUACAUGUCUCUCAAUUCAGCAAACGUUAUACACUGGGACGUCCGACUCGAAGUACCGACCUUCCGUUCUUCUUGAGCGCAUGGUAGACGCUCAGUGGUUGGGGCGUAAAAGUGGCAAAGGUUUCUACGAAUACGAUGACUGAUUACAAUGCAGCCCAGGGCACCGAGCCUUUCCAGUUAACAGAGCACACUGUGCAGUAGAAACAUUCAAUUUCUCCUGAGAUGAUGAUGUUACAUCUUACAAUGGUGGCUUCUGUUGUCAUUGAUAACUGCCUGCCCAGUUGUAACUUAAAUGAAAUGCCUCAGUUUCCGUGAU
Molecule: messenger RNA, 1110 nt
Organism: Serpula lacrymans var. lacrymans S7.9
Lineage: Eukaryota; Fungi; Basidiomycota; Agaricomycetes; Boletales; Serpulaceae
Exons: 8
Coding region: 29-937 (302 amino acids)
Biological process (GO): fatty acid metabolic process
Molecular function (GO): oxidoreductase activity, acting on the CH-OH group of donors, NAD or NADP as acceptor; NAD+ binding
Source: RefSeq, a predicted model, not a curated record